AUGCCGAACCAGGAGACGCCAACCAAAAAACCGGACAGCGAGGCUGACAGACUGGAAAAACAGGGCCACAAGAGGGUUGGUCUAAAUGCCUGGGAAUUCAACGGAACGUUCAAAAAACCGCUGCUCGACGAUCCAGAGAGCAAGGAGCACAGUACGGCCACCAACUCGGGCGACAAGACUAGCGAAACCACCCAAGAGAAAAGUAAAUGA
Molecule: messenger RNA, 210 nt
Organism: Akanthomyces muscarius
Lineage: Eukaryota; Fungi; Ascomycota; Sordariomycetes; Hypocreales; Cordycipitaceae
Exons: 2
Coding region: 1-210 (69 amino acids)
Source: RefSeq, a predicted model, not a curated record